AUGAUUUCAUCUGACGUGCCCAACCCAGUAGAGCACUUUGGACUAUCCAAAGAGCAAAAGGAACAAUUAGAUCUCCUCUCCAACUAUCACAAACAAAAUCUCAUCACCGACAAGGAUUUUGAAAAGUACAAACAAAAUAUCAUUGAUGGAACCUUUAAAUUGGAUGAAGAGGACGAUGAUCCAUUCCAUCUCAUGUCCUCCUCCUCCUCUGAUGAUGAUGAAGAGGAUGAUACCAACAAGGACAAUAACAAUCAUAGUUCAUCAACAGCUAAUAACAUCAACAGUAGCAACGGAAAGAACGAAAAAAGCCUUGAAAAAAUGGAUGAAACAACAAACAAUGCACCAUCGACUUCUUCUUCUUCUGUAGGUGAUGGUGUUGCUGCUGGUAAUGUAGGUGUUACUUCUGCUGUUGCUGUUGCUCAGAUACAAGUUGAUGUUGAACAGGUUGAUUUUGUUCGUAAAGAUUCUUCAGGAACAAUUGGUAUUGCUACAAAAACAUUAGAUUUGGAAAUUAUGGAAGCAAAACCUGUUGAUGUUAGUAAAAAGUAUCUUGAAAAUUAUGGAUUUGAUCUCUCUGAUGAUGAUGGAAAUGUCAGAGAUAUGAAGGAAUUAUUUGAAAAACAUAAGGAUUUUAAUGCAAAGAAAAUUGAAAGUCAAAGAAAGAGAUGGCAAGAAUUUAUUCAAAAGCACAAUAUCGGAGCUAAGGGAUUUACAACCUUAGAGGAAUAUGAACAACAACGUAUUUUCCACUUUAUUGAAGAAUCCAAUGAUUUUAAAAAAUUAGUAAGAAAGGGAAUUCCUAUGGAAUACAGAGCAGUAAUGUGGUAUAUUAUUAGUGGAGCAAACUAUCAAUAUUUAACACACAAAGAUAUUUUUGAUAACUUGAAAGAAAAGGCACUCGCUAUUCCUAUUGAUGAAAGAGAAAAGGAUAAGAAUUUCGUUUGCAUUUGUAAGGAUGUUGAUAGAACAUUCCCAACUCAUCCAUUCUUUAAAGAUCCACACAAUCAAAUUGCUUUGAGAAAUGUUCUCUAUUUGUACUCAUUACAUAAUCCAAAGGUUGGAUAUUGUCAAUCAAUGAACUUCCUGGCUGGUAUAAUGUUAGUGGUAGGAAUGAAUGUGCAACAAGCAUUUUUCACACUUGAUAGAAUUAUAGAUCGUUACAUGCCACCAGAUUUGUAUGAUUCAAGUAUGGAAGGUGUUUAUUCUGAAUCAUUUGUUUUGCAACAUCUUUGUUUAGAUAGAAUACCCAAGGUAACAAACCAUCUGGUGAAACUGGAGUCUAAUUUAUUUAUUAUGGUUUCUCCAAAUUGGUUCCUCUGCCUCUAUUUGACAUCAUUCCCAGUAGAAACGGCAUUGAGAAUUUGGGAUUGCUUUAUUCAUGAAAAGUACAAGAUUUUAUAUCGUAUUGGUAUGACCUAUCUUACACUGCUCGAAAAGGAACUAAUGAAGUGUAAUGACUUCCAAGCAGCUUUUAUGCUUCUCAAAGAUAGUUCACAAAAGAUGUUUGAUUGUCGUCAACUCAUCAAGAAGAGUUUUGGCAUUAGAAAUUUCUCAAAGAAAAAGAUUUUAUCGUACAGAGAGUUGUUUAGAACACAAAAAAAGUAA
Messenger RNA from Naegleria gruberi, 1605 nucleotides. RefSeq names its product Rab-GAP. The record is from RefSeq and is a predicted model, not a curated record. The transcript is spliced from 4 exons. Bases 1 to 1605 code for a protein of 534 amino acids. NCBI's taxonomy places the organism in Eukaryota, Heterolobosea, Eutetramitea, Acrasida, Naegleriidae.